Molecule: messenger RNA, 1436 nt
Organism: Podospora bellae-mahoneyi
Lineage: Eukaryota; Fungi; Ascomycota; Sordariomycetes; Sordariales; Podosporaceae
Exons: 4
Coding region: 114-1436 (440 amino acids)
Source: RefSeq, a predicted model, not a curated record
CGGAUAUCUGCCGUCUUUCACAAGAGACCAGACCACACCACAAGAGUGUUGUUGAGAAAUCUCUGCCAUGUAACUUCUUUCUCCAUGAUACCUGUUGCCACCUUGUCGGCGACAUGGCUGAAGAAGUCCAAGUGAUCUACGAUCACCUCAUUGCACACUCUGUGUUUUCAGCCUUCAUAUUAUUUCUUGCAAUUGUGGGCCUACGGAAUCGGACCGCCCUUGCUACACUCAGACUUCUGAGUGUAAUUCCCUACACAAUUUCAGCAGCGUUGGCAGCAAGAUUAUACGUUGCAAUUCGGAACCGGCAUUAUCCCAGAGACUUUCAAUUAUACUUGGACCGCCUAAACGCUAGCUAUGGUAUUUUGGCAAUUGUCGGCGUGUUCUCGGCUGUUUGGACAUUUCUCAUGUGGAUUCUCCUGGGAUGCAUCAAGCGAAAGGCACCAGGAAAAGAGAGAACAAGGAGCAGCCUCUACCUUUACGUUCUUAUUACCGAUCUUAUGGUGGCGGGUUCUCUGAUAGCUGGGGUUGCCGUCAGUAGCACCUUCGUGCCCUGGAACAUGAACCACUGCAGCCAGCCAUCCUAUCAAAAUUCCAAAUUCAUUUCGGGAAUCAGGGUUGCAUACAGAGACAAUGACAACUGGACAGCUUGUCGACGGGGUAUCGCAAUUCACGUCAUGGCAGCGGUGACAAUUGUCCUCGUCCUUGCUCAAGGCAUUUUGUUGUUACCCUGGGUUAACCUUCCUAAUGCUAUCCGCUACGCAAUCUAUCUAACGAUACGUAUUGUUAGAAACACGUUAAAACAAACAGACAUCGAGCUCGGAAAGGUGAAAAAGCGAGAUCAAGAUCUGACGGACGAGAUUUCCAAGCAGAUUGAACAGCAUCCCCACUAUUCGGACCUGAUCAGCGUUAUCAAGGACAAAUCGCAAGACUUCGUCAUCGCGCAGCAUCUCGAGAUGUUGGCCAAGAUAUGCUGCGGCGAAAACAAAAGCCAGUGCUGGGCUUGUGAUGCCAUAAUCUGCAAAGACUGCAUGGCGAUGGUCAAAGGAAUCCCUGUUCCGCGGACGAGGUGCCACAUCACUGGUUGCUACGCCAUCUGCACGAGCUGCUAUCUCGUGAAAGGGUCCUCGAAACCUGCUGCAUUCUCAGCUGCCUUCAACCCCACAAAUCUUUCGCUGCAGCAUGAUAAAUGUUCUCUCAAACAAACAAAUACCAUUCAAGAGGCUGUAAAUCUGUGCCAGGGAUGCUCCCAACUGCAGCCAGACCGGAUACGUGAGAUCAGGGAAGAGAGGGAGCAGAAGAUGUUGGCCAAGACACUUGUCAGGAGAAUACUCUGCGCAACGUGUGAGAAGCCAUUGCCUAAAAAGAAGAGACGGUGGUGGAUCUGUGGGUCGGGAGACCAUGAGUGUCACUGGGCUGGUCAUGAAGUGCCACGGUGA